Molecule: messenger RNA, 833 nt
Organism: Hydra vulgaris (swiftwater hydra)
Lineage: Eukaryota; Metazoa; Cnidaria; Hydrozoa; Anthoathecata; Hydridae
Source: RefSeq, a predicted model, not a curated record
UUGUUUUUAACAGAUAAAAAUUAAUUUGUAUUUUUUAUUUUUGAAAACUUUUUUUUUUAUUUAUGUUUAUAAGUAAUAGUAUUUUAUGUUUAUUAAUAAUAGUAUUCAAUCUGGUCUGCUGUUUUCAGUUAUACACUAGGAUAGAUCUCAACACAAGUUUGAGUAAUUAUGUUCGUGCAUAGUUCUAUUAAAGUAGCUAACUGUUUACGAUCUUCAACCGAUUUACUUUAUCGAAAUUUACUACUUGGUUGCUUGCAAGCAAGAUUUAUCAAUUUAAAGCCGAGACUUAAAGAAUUUAUUCAUUGCGACUAUGUUGACUCAAUGGAUUACGGUAUAUACGCUUUGACUACAGGUUAUAUAAAAGAAUCUGCAAUGGAAGCAGCUCGUGUAGCCAUAAUUAGAAAAACUAAAUCUCGCCAAGUAAAUAAAAUUGUUUCAGAGUCGCCAUUUACAAAAAAACCUUUAGGAACGCGCAUGGGCAAAGGUAAAGGUAAGUUAGAUUAUUGGGCAUCUUCAGCGGUUGCUGGUCAGUGGUUGUUUGAGUUCAACUGUGAUAAUGAACUUAUGGCUAAAGAAGCAUUUAAUCAAGUUUCCAAAAAAUUGCCCGUUCGAGUUCAUCUGCGAAAACGACCGAUAGAACCAAAACAAGUUUUGCACGGAGAUCGAUUAAUAAACAUGUUUCAAAAUGAUAAAGAAAGAACUAAACGACUGCAAGGAGAAAUAUAAGUAUAGGAUUUUAAAUGUAAAAUUAUAAUUAUGCGUCUUUGUCAAGCGGGAGGAUUUUGGAAUUUUUGUUCCCUUCCCCUUGACAGUAAAAUAUUUUAAUUUUGUUA